Molecule: messenger RNA, 3211 nt
Organism: Oncorhynchus keta (chum salmon)
Lineage: Eukaryota; Metazoa; Chordata; Actinopteri; Salmoniformes; Salmonidae
Product: hepatoma-derived growth factor-related protein 2-like
Exons: 16
Coding region: 170-2122 (650 amino acids)
Biological process (GO): regulation of transcription by RNA polymerase II
Cellular component (GO): nucleus
Molecular function (GO): double-stranded DNA binding; transcription coregulator activity
Source: RefSeq, a predicted model, not a curated record
AUGAAGCUAAAACCGCCUCAUCUCGCGCUUUUGGAAGCUAGCUUUCCAGCUAGCAAGCGUAAUCGUUUCGCAGGUUUCAUGUCGACCUGAAAACGGCAAAGAAGCGACACAUAAAGACACCCAGAGUUCGCUAAAGAAGAAAGUAAAGGCUGCACAGAAGAGCAGGACAAUGCCGCACAAUUUCCAACCCGGAGACCUGGUCUUCGCUAAAAUGAAGGGGUACCCCCACUGGCCAGCCAGGAUUGAGGAUGUGGCAGAUGGAGCAGUUAAACCCCCUCCAAAUAAAGUCCCCAUCUUCUUCUUUGGGACCCAUGAAACAGCAUUCCUUGCACCAAAGGACCUUUUUGCAUAUGACAAGUACAGCGAGCGCUAUGGGAAACCUAAUAAAAGGAAGGGCUUCAAUGAGGGCUUGUGUGAAAUCCAAAACAACCCUCACGCCUCAUACAGUGCUCCUGCACCUGUCAGCUCGUCUGACAGUGAAGCUAAUGACGGUGCAGCAGGAAGUGAGGCAGAAGAUGACGAGGAAGCAGUGGUGCCCAGGAAAGCAUAUUCAGGAAGUGAAGUAAAUUCUGACUCAGGAAGUGAGGAUCGAGGAGGGGUGAAGAGGAAGGCCCCUGCUGCCAAGCGGCCCCCUGUGAAGAAGACCCGGGGUUCGUCCAGUGACCGGGAUGGAGAGGAGAGUGGCUCACCCUCGGAGCCAGACCCAUCCCCUUCUGACUCUGACUCUGGGAAGAACAGUGACCAGGACUUCACCCCAGAGAAGAAGGCAGCAGCAGGCCGUGGCGGAGCCGGGAAGAAGGCUGGAGGUGGCAAAGGGAAGAAGGUGGUGUCGUCGGACUCCGACUCUGGGUCUCAGUCAGACAAGAAGAAAGGGGGCAGUGAUUCAGAGGAUCAGAAGCCACGGCCUGCUCUGUCUGGAUCAGAAUCCCAGUCUGGCUCCAAAUCUGACUCUGACUCAGAGCCACAGCCACCUCAACGGAAGACUCCUCAAGCGCGCAAGAAAGAGAAGCCUCCGCCAAAGCCUCGGGGUGGACGGAAACCCAAAGCUGCCCCGGUCAGAGCACCGGCAUCUUCCUCUGACAGUGAUAGCGACAGUGAGCCGGACCGAGUCAGCGACUGGAAAAAGAGAGAUGAAGAGCGUCGGAAAGAGCUGGAGGAACGGCGGAAGAAGGAGCAGGCAGAGGAGAUCCUCAAGUAUCGGGAGAGGGAGAAGGAAGAAGAAGAGCAGAGAAAGAAGGACAAGGAGAAGGGAAAGAGCAGUGGUGAAAACAGUUCAGAUGAGGGUGUAGAUCACCCACUGAAGAAGUCCAAGAAACCCCCACCGCCCCCCAUCCCCGCCCCCUCCGACUCUGACUCUGACUCUGGACCUGAGGUGAAAGCAUCUGCAAAGCGUUCAGACAACCAGAAGAAAGGGAGAACAAAGAAAGAGAGGGAUCAUGGUAAAGGCAAAAAGGAGAAAGAUGUGAAGGAAAAGCGAACCCAGCGGUCAGAGGAGAGGCCCCGAGUGAGGUCCAAGCCUGACAAGCCCAAACGCAAACCAGAGAGACCUCCAGAGAGGAAAGCAGAGAAGAAAAAAGAGCCAACUCCAGACGAAAAGUUGCAGAAGCUCCACGCUGACAUCAAGUUUGCACUGAAAGUGGACAACCCAGACAUAGAGCGCUGUCUACAGGCCCUGGUGGAGCUGGAAGCUGUGCCGGUCACCAGCCACAUCCUGCAGAAGAACUCAGAUGUUAUUGCCACGCUUAAAAAGAUCCGUCGAUACAAAGCAAGCAGUGACGUAAUGGAAAAGGCCAGCCAGGUCUACAACAAAUUAAAGGGGCAGUUUGUGGUCAAGUCUGAAAUGCCAAGUAAACACAAAGCUGAGGGAAAGGAGCAGGAAGAGAAUGGAAAGGAGACACCAAACACAGAUGUAACACCUGUGAAUGGGGAAUCAGAAGUCCAGAAAAAGGAAUGCACUGAGUUGGAGGAUACCCCAAAGUCUCCGGUCCAGGAAGUGAAUGAUGAGCAUGUGGCUUCAAGCCCCAACAGGCGAAGUCCUGAUAGUCCUGCUGAGCAGCAGACGAACACUGAAACACACCACGCUCUCUCUACAGAAACAGAACCGACAGCGAUGGAGAGCUGAAGAAAAUGGAAUACAAUUGUUUACCACAGCUAAAAUGAAAGCUCACUAGUCUCGUGCCAGAUACAUGGCGCUCUGCAGACCACUUUGAUGUUCGCCAUUGUAUUUUUCAAUUUUUAUAGGACACCUUGGCCCGUCCCCAAUUCCUCCCCCUCAAGCUACCAUGCUUUUUUUCCUGCCACAUGAACUCUAACUUUGGUCUUUCAUACAGUAUUUAUAAUGAGAGAUUCCAUUUUUAGCACUUCUAACAGGAAAUCGAAGGGGGAGAGGAGUCUUGUUCUGCUUUGAAGUAACUGUACUGUCACGUUAGUCAAGGCAUCUAUUGGCUUUGCUUGAGAAUGAUAUUGAAGCCUACAGAACCUAGAAAAGGCUAAUGGUGGAUAGGUAUGAGUCUGGUACUUUUUGUGAGUUUCUUUUUAUAUAUUUUUUUUAUCUGGUCUGUUCUUAUUAAUCCAGUCUCACCAUAUACAUAUUAAGCCAGUGAACGGAACCACAUCACAUGUUUUCCAAUUAAGUUCCACCUGUUUUUUUGUUAUUUUUACAAUUAUGUUUUCUGAUAUUGCAUCUGCUUUUGAUUUACUGAAUGCUGUGGAAUUAUCCACUGUCAUCUGGUUUUUCCCUCUACCAUCUGCUUUCAAGAAUUAGCCUAAUGAAUGGGAUAAUACACAUUGUGUACAGACUAAAUGAUAUUAUCUUGAUCCAAGCUGUCCAGAUCACAUGUAGCUGGAGCCCAUUUGACGUUUGUCAUACAUACUAUGUAAGUGUUUUUAGUGGGAUGUAAAAUAUUUAGUUGAGUUAAAUCAAGAUCUCAGCGUUGUGGUCAUAAUCUGAACACUUCUGUCAUUGAAGGCUUCAAAGAAGUCCCAUAUUCUCAUAAAUGUAGUUGGAUUGGGGUGUAAUAAAUGUAUACAUACAAGUUGUAAUUUACAACACUUGUAACGAAUCUAGCGAAGAUGAAUUGCAGUGAAUAAUGUGGACCUAUGCACGCGGUCAGCGGUGUAAAAUUGUUUAUAAAUAACCGAUUAUACAUUUAUGCAAGUUAAAUAGCAGAGUAAUUGCCAUCCUUUUACAUUAAAAUGUUCAUGCAGUUAA